CUGGCACCAUCCAUUGUGAGGGUUGAUGUCACCCUACAGCAGCCUUUUGCAACGGCCUGCGAGUGGAUGAUAUGCACCCAUGCGCAGCCCAAGCCCGGCCAGGCGUGAGCGCCCGUCCAUUCGGGAGCCUCUUCAGGUGGUCGUGCGCAUUCGACCCUUGGUCGGCUCAGCUGCCGAAUCAGGCGCCUGGCGUCUGGAGCAGCGGGAUGGGCAGCACUGGGUCUGCCAUCAACCUCAGGGUGAGAAGUUGGAACGUGGAGUCUUCCCGUUCGACCAGUGUUUCGAUGGCAAGGCGACAAACAAAGAGCUCUUUGACAAGGCUGCAAAGAAGCUGGUUCAGGCCGCGGUGGCUGGCUCGAACGCCUCCAUCCUCGCCUACGGCCAGACCAGCUCCGGCAAGACCCACUCAGUGCUUGGCACCCCCUACGAGCCCGGCAUUUUGCCCUUGGCUGUGGAGGAGAUCUUCGGCUUCCGAGACGACGGUCUGCAAGUCCUCGGCAAGCAAGCAAAGCUCUCCUACUUUGAGAUCUUCAACGAGAAGGUCAUCGACCUACUGGCACACGGCCCGAGCCAGGCCACGUCGUCUCUUCCAGUCAAGGAGGAUGCAGGCCGGGGCUUCUAUGUGCAGGGCUUGCGGGAAGCGCCUGUUCGCAGUGCCGAGGACGUGCUGCGGCUCGUUGCACGGGGUGAGGAGCGCAGGCGUUAUGCACGGACCAGAUGGAACGACUACAGUAGCCGCUCCCAUGCCAUCUUCAGCCUUUGCUUCGAGGGUGCAAGCUCGGCAUGGGAGGCUACCAGGCGCACGAAGCUGAACAUCGUAGACCUUGCAGGCUGCGAGAAUCACAAGCACGAGGCGUCUGAGGACGGACGGCACAUCAAUCGGAGCCUCUUCUUCCUGGGAGAGGUCAUCUCCCGCUUGUGCAAGGAUGGCCGCCGCGAUGGUUUGUCGCAGCGAUCGCUGUCUGACACACGAAGGCGGCAGGACUCUGCCCCGAACUCCGGCAUAAGCACGCCUCGGCACAGUGCGAGGCUUCGAGACGCGAGGACGCCGCCCCGCCGAGAGAAGAACGCAGACUUCAUUCCUUACCGAGACUCCAAGCUUACCAGGGUUCUCCGCUCCUCCCUGGGCGGCGAUGCUUUGACGCUGCUGCUGGUGACGGUCCAUCCCUCGCCAAGCUUUGCCGAGCAGUCUUUGACUUCGCUCCGCUUCGCCACCAAAGCGCGCAGUGUCGACAACUUCAUCCCAUCUGGCUUGGACUCGGCCAGGAGCAAUGAGGACCGCAGCUUCUCAGUUUGCGAUGCCGCGCGGAUCAUCGAGGGCCUGCAAGAGAAGCUCCGACGCUUGGAGCGGCCGAAGGCUUCGCAACCAGGCGUGCCUGAUGCGUACCGCGGCCGGAGAAGUCAGGCGCAGGAAGAAUUGCACGAGGAGCUCCAGAAGCUCCGGCUGGAGCUGAGGGCCAAGGAACGGGAGCUCGCCGCCAAGGCGCAGCUCCUUUCCGAGCGGGACCGGCAGCUCGGCCAGCUCAAAGAACAGCUGCACCUGGCCACUCGCUUUGAGCAUAGGAUCGACCUUCCCUCCGAACCUGUGUCAAGGCAUGAGGACAGCCUGCAGGUUGACGCCUGGCCGCAUGACGCAGGACGGUCCUAUGCUGACCAGGAGGGCGACCUGGCUGAUGGCAGAGCCGAUAGUCACAGCCGGUCCCUCUCGCUCGUCUCAAGAGCGGAGGACAUCCCUUGCUUGCGCUCCAGCAGCUUCGUGACGCGGCAGCAGAACCUGCCGGAGGAGGGCUCCAGCGUUUCUGGUGGAGAGACUCAAGAGGAGCUGGUGGAGAAGUUGGUACGGCUCGCGGUGAUGCAGAUCUCCGCGUCCAAGGACUCCGGCACCGUACUUCCAGCAGCUGGACCUCAGGAGACCUCAGUGUCGGAACGCUGGUCUCCGGAAUUCACAGGUCCAGGGCUUUCGGAGAAGGAGAACUCCUGCCUCCCCGUGCCCGCUAACCCGGAUGUGCUGGGGACCCCGCGCAGCAAACAGAAGGCCGAUUUCCGGUUCAGGCGCAGCAUGGGCUGCCCUCCAGGGCCGGGGAAAGACCGUUCAGGCGUGAAAGGAUGAGUCCGAGAUUGGGCCUCCUCUGUACAAAUACCGCCCUUGGCGCGCGCCUAUCGCGUGCCAGAUGUGAGCAGAAUGAACCUUGCAUGGGCACAGCAAAAUGCCGUGCUGAUAAUGUGCAUCCGAAACAGCCGAGCUUUCGACC
Molecule: messenger RNA, 2252 nt
Organism: Effrenium voratum
Lineage: Eukaryota; Dinophyceae; Suessiales; Symbiodiniaceae
Source: the annotation of a GenBank genome assembly